Sus scrofa (pig) is the source of this 2023-nucleotide messenger RNA. RefSeq names its product tubulointerstitial nephritis antigen (gene TINAG). Gene Ontology annotation, molecular function: cysteine-type peptidase activity. The record is from RefSeq and is a predicted model, not a curated record. NCBI's taxonomy places the organism in Eukaryota, Metazoa, Chordata, Mammalia, Artiodactyla, Suidae. Gene Ontology annotation, biological process: proteolysis.
UCAGUUCAAGUAAAGGAUCAGUUUCAGGAUUCAAGCUGAGUUGUCUUGAUGAUUCGAAUUCAGGCUCCAAAGAGAAGCCCCAAGGCCAAGGUUAUCAAAUAUAACAGAAAGUGGGAGCCGCACCUGACCUCUAGAGAAUGUGGACCGGAUCUAUGCUCUUAAUCCUUGCUUAUCUUACCACAGGAGUUUGGAUGAAGAGGCAGUCUUUAUCUCAUAGAGAAGUGGACCCAAGAGCUGAUUUCACUAGGAAUCACACCAUUUUGGAAGGGACUCGAUUUAAAAGAGCCAUUUUCCGAGGGCAAUACUGUAGAAGUUUUGGUUGUUGUGAAGACAGAGAUGACAGCUGUGUCACUCCGUUCUAUGAGGCAAAUGCAGUGUGUUACUGUGAUAAAUUCUGUGAAAGGGAAAAUUCUGAUUGCUGUCCUGAUUACCAGUCAUUCUGCCGUGAAGAGAAAGAAUGGCGUCCUCAUACGAAGCCUUGGUAUCCAGAAGGUUGCCACAGAGAUGGUCAACAUUAUGAAGAAGGAUCAGUAAUUAAAGAAAACUGCAAUUCCUGCACAUGCUCAGGACAGCAAUGGAAUUGUUCCCAGCACGUAUGCCUUGUUCAACCAGGAUUAAUUGAACACGUCAAUGAAGGAGAUUUUGGAUGGACAGCCCAGAACUACAGCCAGUUCUGGGGAAUGACCCUAGAGGAGGGUUUCAAAUAUCGCCUUGGUACCUUGCCACCUAGCCCCCUGCUUCUGAGUAUGAAUGAAGUGACAGCUUCUUUACCUGAAACAACUGAUCUUCCAGAGUUCUUUGUAGCUUCUUAUAAGUGGCCUGGAUGGACCCAUGGCCCACUGGAUCAAAAAAAUUGUGCUGCAUCCUGGGCUUUUUCCACUGCAAGUGUGGCGGCUGAUCGCAUAGCAAUUCAGUCCGAAGGUCGAUACACAGCCAACCUAUCCCCUCAGAAUUUGAUCUCCUGCUGUGCCAAGAACCGUCAUGGAUGCAACAGUGGAAGCAUUGAUAGGGCUUGGUGGUACCUGAGAAAACGUGGGUUGGUAUCCCAUGCAUGUUAUCCACUUUUCAAGGACCAAAAUGCUACCAAUAACGGCUGCGCCAUGGCAAGUCGGUCUGAUGGGCGGGGAAAACGGCAUGCCACGAAGCCCUGUCCCAACAACUUCGAGAAAUCCAACAGGAUCUAUCAAUGUUCCCCUCCAUACAGAGUCUCUUCCAAUGAAACUGAGAUAAUGAGAGAAAUCAUGCAAAAUGGACCAGUUCAAGCCAUAAUGCAAGUCCAUGAAGAUUUCUUCCAUUACAAGACAGGGAUAUAUAGACAUGUUACCAGCACAAAUGAAGAAUCAGACAAAUAUCGAAAGCUUCGGACACAUGCAGUCAAACUCACUGGAUGGGGCACACUGAAAGGAGCACAGGGGCGGAAGGAAAAGUUUUGGAUUGCUGCCAAUUCCUGGGGCAAGUCAUGGGGAGAGAACGGCUAUUUCAGGAUUCUUCGAGGAGUAAAUGAAUCUGACAUUGAAAAGUUGAUUAUCGCAGCUUGGGGCCAACUGACAAAUUCAGAUGAACCAUAACAUAUCAUUAAAUUUCCAUAAGGCUAUGCAUUCAAGUAACCCUUUAAAUUGAAGUUAAGCAAUGUGAGGUUCUCUGUGACAGCAGAAUCUCUGCCUCUUCACCUUGUUAUUAUAACAUGCUUGUUUUCUUGUUUCACCCCAGGCUUUUUGCUCCUGCUUCCUUUAUAUGUAGACACUAACAGAGGGCAGCAAGUGGCUAACUCCCUUUCAAGUCCCCUGCUAGUCUUUAUUUCCCUCUCAGGACAAUGUUCUUUUUGACUUUGAUAUUUCAUAAACUGUGUGAUGGCACUUGUUUUCAAAGUGCACAGCAUUUGUCUGCAGAGAUGAUCUGUUUUCUGACUUUACCAAUGAGGACCCCCAAAAGCAAUGAAAACAUCAAUUUACCAUUACGAGUUUUUUCCCACCAAAUAAUGCUUUCUUAAUCUAGACUUUGCUUACAUUUUGACAAAAAAAAA